UGUCACACGUGGUUGUUGGUUGUAACGCUUUUUUGGUGUACGAAAUUAUUAAUGAAAAUUUAAAAUGACAAGUUUAUCACGUCAACUUCGAAAGCUCGCAGCUCCUCAGACUUCUCUCCUAAAACUCGACAAAAAGAAACCUUCGCUCCUUUUUGAUCCUCUUGAAGCAGCAAAUUUAGACAGAGAUGCAGUUUACGAAAUCGGAUUGUCUGGUCUUGAAGACCUGGAGAAAUUGGACAUUAGGUUCAGAGAGUUUCGUAAUUCUCUGUACUCUCUCACUUCCAAACAGUUUGAGCGGUCAGUCCAUACAGUUGCCGUUAAUGCUAAAAUCAAUGAAGAAAUUGAAAGGUUCCUAGUUCUUUUAUCUCCCUAUUUCACCCUGAGGAGUUCACAGAAAGCACUGGAGUGGCUUGUUAAUCGCUAUCACAUCCAUCAGUUUAACAUCAAUGCCUUAAUUAUGUGUGUGUUGCCUUUUCAUGACACAAACAUUUUUGUUCGUGCUAUUCAAUUGAUUGGAUUGAAGAAUCAGUUUGGUCAAUGGAACUGGCUUCGUCCCCUUCAAAAACCAGGAGUUCCGUUGCCAAAAAACACACUUUUGAAUCGUUGUGUUAAAGAUUUGGGACUCAUCAAACUCAUUUGUGCAAAUUUGGAGAAAGCCAUUACGAUUCACUCGGAAAAACCAUCCGUCCUGAACAUUUACAUUGCAUUUUUCACCACGACAAUGAUUGGUAUGGUGGAGCAGUCAAACGGAAUCAGCGAAGAGCAAUUAGCUAUUCUCCUCCCAUCUCUUCUAAAUGGACUUGUGAGCAAGUUUGCCGAUCUUAUCGCUGGCUGCUACAUGAUAAUCGCUCAACUGAAUAGGAAAGCAAAUUUGAAUCAAAGAGUUGUUGAAGAUUUGGCUCUAUGCAUUUUAAAAGGCAUGAUUCCUGCUUUAUCUUCUGAAGCAAUAACGCUGCUUAUCGUGUUAUGGGAUAAACAAAAGGACCGCGUUUUCAACGUCAAUCACAUGCGAAACUGCAUCGAAUUUCUUAAAUCAAAUGCAGAAUUCCUUCCAUCGAUUGGAAUUCUUGCCUCUUGUUAUCAGGUGUCUUCUUUUGUAUCGCCAGUGAUACAAGGUUUUGUUAUGGAACUAGGAAUGGCGGUUAAAGACUCCCGCUUCAACAAACUUUCUCAGUUUUUAACAAAAUUGGUCGAAGAAGUUCGUUUUAUCGGAAAGGACCCAAUCAUUAUUGUCAAAUCUUUUGUUAUUGGAUACUUGGAAGCUAUAGACAAGAUUGAAGCAUCUCAAAAACUGAAGCUCCAAAUAGUGAUCUCUGCUGUACUUGAUCGUCUUGAGAAACAAUAUCCGAUUGAUUUUGAAAAAGCUCUUCAUCUAGCGAUGAUUGAAAAUGCAGAGAAUGAAAUCCGCAAAGAAGAACUAGGCAAAUUGUUAGGGGCAAGUUGGGAUGUGGAACACACAUCACUCUUUCUGAAAUUGAAUCACAAUUCAGCUCAAGUCAGACUAGAGGCUAUUCGAUCAGUGGUUCAGGCAAUACACCAAAAAAAGAUACGCAAUAUGAGUUUUGCCGUCUCCAGUAUUGUUGAGAGACUCACCGACAGCGACGCACAGGUGGUUAGUGAAGUACUUCUCCUUGGAAAAACUCUACUCACUAUCCUUCCAAGCGAUAGGCAGUUUUCUAUAUUACUGGCUGCUCUUGGUAAUGGUCAACCACAAUACAGUGAAAACUGGAAUUCAGUUCGUCUUGAGCUGAUCAAGUUGCUCGGCAGCAAAGUUUGUGUCGACAAGCUAAGUGAAGAUGAGUUAGUUGAACUCUUCUUGGCACUCUUACCUUUCCUCUUUGCCACCAAUACUGCUGAUUUGACAUUAACGAAGGCAAUCGUCGCAUCAGAUUUAAAAACGCAUUCUCCGAUGCUACAAGUUCUUGCCACAAAAAUUAAUUCCCAACAGAGAAACAAUGACAGCAAAUUGCCAAAGAUCGAACUCUCCGCCAGCAGCCUGCACGAAGCCUUGCGCCAAGUCAAGCCGUUUUCCAAUGAACAGUUAAACAUUAAGGUGUUUCAACGAAUGCUGGAUUGCAUUAGGGAUUCAUCGACACAUUCAUCGCUAUCUCUCCCGGUUAUUUUUGUCGUCGCUGCGCUCAUCCAAGGCGAGUCGGAGUUAUUGAAAGCCACUAAAAUGGCUACUCGUUUUGUUGACGUUCUUUUUGGGAUGAUAGAAAGCGCUAGGGUGAAGCGGAAAUACAAAGAAGAGGGGAAACAAGGAAAUACGCGAAUUCACGCGAUGCUUCUUCAGGCUCGUGGUGGAUCAAUAGCUCAUGACGCACUAAUCUAUGGUGCCAUGGAAGUAUUUGCCGCUCUUACAAUUGAAUACUCGAAAAUGGAAGGACAACAGUGGGCGGCCCUGGCCAAUACGGAUGAUCCUGCCGAUGCCAGCAUGCUGUUCCUGCUGAGUUUGUUUCGAUUCUUGGUGUUUGGACUGACGUCAGGUUCAUCCGCACUGUUCCAGACAUCCUUUCAGACCUUUUUUGGUAAAAUGAUACAAACAAAGAGCAGACUGUUCUUUCUCAGCCUCGUAUGGAACAGUCCGCAUGCGGAUGAUUCGCUGAAGGUAGUUGCGUUAAAAAUGGGCGCGAUAUACCUAGAACAGGACCCUACCAGAAACACUUGGGCUAUCGAAUACAACUCGUCUGUCGUCCCCCAACUUCUUUGCUGCUUGACGUCACCGAACUCUCACAUCCGGGAGCAUGCUUUGGCCAUUUUCAAAGUACUUGCAUCAUCUUUCUCAACCUCGACGAAAACCUACGGCCCGCUUAUCGUAGAGUUCCAUGAAUCAGCGGAAGAAAUGAAAAUUGACGAAGAGCAAGUUAAAGUCGUUGUGUCUAGGCAUUUAUCUAAAAAGGCUGCUUUACCAUCAUCAACGGCAUUGUUCAAGUUGAUCGUCUCCGCAGAAGUUCCCGACUACGUUAAACAAGGACUGUUGAAGGCCCUUGAGCAAGUGAACUCUACAAGCAUUUUGACGGACUUGCUGCCUCUGAUUGUUGAAUUAAUUAACAAAAUGGACUCACCGCUCGGAGUAAUUCAAUCGAAUGUUCUGACUAUGCUUUUGGAAAGAUUCAAUCCCGUAACAGCUCCACUUAUCGCCACAAAUGAAGGAUGGAACUGUUUCCAGAAGGCACUUCGUUCACCUACUAAUGCCAUCAUUACAGGAGAGGAAGUAUUUCUGUCCCCUCAGGAUAUCAUCAUCGAGGUCAUAACCAAAGACUUUUUCAAAGCUCUGCCUUCUCAGCCCAUCAAACUGAAGAUUUUUGAUGAGCUAUUAGAAAUCAUCAUAAACACCGACAAAACCGUUACAGCUAGACAAGCACGAAGAGCGUUAAAACGAAUUUCGUUCGACGCCACAUUGUUGAUCACACAACUUCAAUUCAAGUCCCAGCCCAGCGAACCGACGGGAAUAAAAGGAAAGGAACUUAGAGGACGUCGCCCACGCCAACCCUCGUUGAGACCUAGCCAGUGUCUUCUUUGGAACCGAAUUCUGGCCGUGCUGGAAAUGCUGCAAGUCAAGAGAGAGAUUUCUAAGAUUCAUUUGCUCAUUGCUCCCCUGUUUGAUUUGCUGAAAAUUUGUCUGGACGAGGAAGAGCAAGUUUCAUUGGAAUACUCAAAGCAGUUGAUCCUUUCGUGUCUGCUGAGCUGUUGUCAAAAACUUUCUCCAGGAGAUAGCGUGAAACUAGCCUCUGAAUUCAACACUGGAUUGAUUGUACAGUGCAUCCGUGUCUCGAACAAUCCGCAGACACACCACCAGGCCUUACUAUUGCUUUCUUUGGCUGCCCAGCUUUUCCCAAGCCACGUCUUGCACAACAUUAUGGCCAUUUUCACUUUCAUGGGUACAUCCGUUUUGCGUCAGGACGAUGCUUACAGCUUCCAGGUGAUAGCGAAAACCCUCGAAUCCGUCAUACCAACGCUCAUCGAGGCUUCGAUGAAAACGGCAGUAGAACCAGUUGUGACGACUGUCAUUCACGUGUUUGCUGACGCUCUUCCGGAAGUCCCAGAGCACCGAAGAAUUCCCGUUUUUGACAAGCUGUUGACGACGUUGGAUCCAGAAAUUUAUUUGUGGCUGGCACCUACACUCAUCCUGUCGAACAUGGCCACUCAAGGAUCACGUCUGGGAAGAGGAUUGGUCAAAGAAGAUGAUAAAGACCGAAUCGUUCCUGAUGUAGAGUUCUCUCUGAAUGUCUGUCACUUGUACAAGCCACAAGUUCAACUGAACGCAUGCAUCCGUAUGAUUGAGUACUUGCAAUCGUUGCCAGUCGAGAAAGACGAACGACGUCGGCUGACAAGAAACGAAGACAAGGAUAUGACGGAAGGAAGCACACCUUUCAGUCUCGACGUUCACAGCACUCGUCAACUGUGCCACUUCAAGUUACUGCUGGUCAAUUUCAUUUCGACGCUCCUUUCAUCUAAUCGAUUAGUCGCCCAGCUGGUGGAGUUGGAUGACUCGGAGAAGCCAUCAUUAGAGAAACUCUACCAGAAACUAGUUGAAACGGCUUUGGAGUACACUCAGUCCGUGUCGCGUCAAGUGGAUCUUCCACUCAAAGUAACCUCGGCCGAACAGGGUCCGAACCCGAAAUUUUGGCGAGCUUUAUUGCAUCGUUCCUAUGACGUCAUUGACCGGAUUAAUAGUUUACUACCCCGCACCAUGUUCAUCUCCGUGGUGCACACUUUACUGUCCCACCCUAUUCCAUCGAUUCGACGUCGUGCCAUGGAACUCCUCAGCGCAAAAUUGCAGCACCAGUCGAACUUCUUCGCUGUGACCCAGGAUCAAUCGGUGCUUCUGCAGUUGAUCCCUUCAUUGACCGCCAUCGCCAGCGGACAAGGAUCGAACGAAGAGGAAGCCCUGAAUCAACAAACGGCUUUUUUCACCCUCAAAUUGUUGUGCCGCUGCAUGGGGCCGUCGGCCAGCUCUUCAUUCCGCCCAGUUUUGGAUGUCGUGGUUGAAACUAUUUCACCGAGUAAAACAACUUCGUCCACUGUCCUGGCGUCGGCAUUCCUCUGCUUGGCUGAGCUUAUUCAAAAUAUGGGCGUACAGUCUCUACCACAUCUUCCACGCUACGGUGCCAACAUUGUUUCCCGCUUAGGAGAUAUCUCCAGCAUCGAAAGCCACGACCUGCUGUUGCUCAGCGUCGUAACGGCCGUUUACAAACUGGUCGAAACUUUACCCCAGUUUCUUGUUCCCUAUCUGCCUCCCAUUCUGAAACAGAUUUGCUACCUAUCAGCCAAACAACCCGUUACAGAAAAACCAUCACAAUUGCAAUCGCGGCUUCAAAGUAUUCGGCACUCCCUAGCAACGGCCAGUGUACCUCGGUCGUUAGUGAAUAGCGUCACUCAAGUAUACGCCGAGGUGACCAUGAUCGAAAGCGGAACUUUUGUUCCGACACUUUCCAUUGCUCCUUUGAUGUCGAUCCUGUCUGAAAGUUUUGCUGCCAUGAGCUCCGAAGAGUUGACUAUUCAACUUCCCGCUUUGACGAAUUUCUUCAUCAAGGCGUUAGAUACUCGAUCGUCCCUGAGUGUUCAAAAAGCAACUAUUGAACAGAUGAAUGCUGCGGAAGAGCCUGUCGUCUCGGCUCUAGUGUCCCUGGUACUUAAACUCUCAGAGGCCAGUUUCCGGCCUCUAUUCUUCCAGCUGUACGACUGGGCUACCCGGGUUACGGAUAUGAGGAAAGAGCGUCUCGUUACGUUCUACAACUUGACGAUGCAGAUUGCCGAAAAAUUGAAGGGUCUCUUUGUCGUCUUUGCCGGCCACUUUAUCCGGAAUGCAGCCCAGGUGAUUAUCGACACCAACUUCACUCAGAAGGGAUCCUUACCAUUCAAGGGACCCCAUGCCGAAGGGAACACGUUGAUGCUACUCGAAUACGUGCUGCGAUGCCUGUACCGUGUUUGCUUGCACGAUAACGAGAAUUUCAUCAACAAGGAACGAUUUGAAACUCUCAUGGAGCCUUUGGUGGAUCAGCUCGAAAAUCAGCUAGGAGAAGAUGAUGUCGUCAACCGACGUGUCAAGGAUCUCCUCGUCCCACUGCUGGCUCAGAUGGCAGUUGCUGCCAGCGAUGACUACCUGUGGAAGGCACUUCACUACCAGUUGCUGCUGAAGACGAGAAGCAACUCGCCUCACGUUCGACUGGGAUCGCUUAGUGGGUUGUCGGCGCUCGUCGAGAAACUAGGGGAGGAUUAUUUGGCUUUAUUACCGGAAGCCAUCCCCUUCUUGGCGGAAUUGCUUGAAGAUGAUGUCAACGAAGUGGAAGUAGCUGCUCAGACGACGAUCGCCAAUAUGGAGAACAUGCUUGGAGAACCACUGCAGAAAUAUUUCUAAAAUCAUCUGCAUUUGUAUGCUACAAACCGUAGAGCUCGAAUAAAGAUUGUUUCUACCCUA
Messenger RNA from Daphnia pulicaria, 6421 nucleotides. Its product is annotated as HEAT repeat-containing protein 1-like. Gene Ontology annotation, molecular function: snoRNA binding. Gene Ontology annotation, biological process: positive regulation of transcription by RNA polymerase I; maturation of SSU-rRNA from tricistronic rRNA transcript (SSU-rRNA, 5.8S rRNA, LSU-rRNA). The transcript has 13 exons. Lineage: Eukaryota; Metazoa; Arthropoda; Branchiopoda; Diplostraca; Daphniidae. The record is from RefSeq and is a predicted model, not a curated record. Gene Ontology annotation, cellular component: t-UTP complex; 90S preribosome; small-subunit processome. The coding region runs from base 65 to 6361 and encodes 2098 amino acids.